AUGCUUCUGAAAUAUCGAUGUAUUAUUCUCUUUUUGUGUAUAUUCAGGAACAAUAUAUUAGUUCACUCGAUAAAAAUGAACAAAAUACAUAUACAAUGGAAUGAUAAAAUGAUUAAUAGUUAUAAUAAAACAUUAUUAUUGAAUUCCUUAAGGAAGACAAAAAAUAAUAUAUUUUAUGCUACAUAUAUUAAAACACCUUUUUUACAUAUUAAUCAAAGAAAAAUCAAUUAUUUAAAAAAAGAUAAUCAUAGUAUUUAUUCAAAAUAUUAUAAUAACGAACCAGUAUAUAAUACCUACAACCCUAUAUUAAAUUAUGAUAUUUUAGAUAUAAUUAAAGUAUAUGGAAGAUUAGCUGAGCAUUCCAAAUAUGAAUCUCUGAAUAUCAAUAUAAACAUAAAUGAACAAGAUGUACAAGUUAAAGAAAACAAUAACUUAUUUACAAAAAUUUUUUCCUUUUUAAAAAGUAAAAGUACAAAUGAUUAUAAUAAAGUUUAUUGGUUUCAUCAUUUUCUAAAAUGUGGAAAAAUGAACUUUAACGACUUCAGAAACUCAUUAUUUAAAUUAAAAUUCAAAUGGCCAAAGGAUUCCAUCUUUCCAACUUAUAAUAUUUUUUUAUUUGAAAAAGGAUUGAAUAAAAAUAUGGACUCACCAACAAUUAGAAAAAAAGUGGAAAAUUAUAUGCAGUAUCAAGAAAUAAAUGACAAUCUUUUGAAAAGUUGUUUCUACUGUUUCUCGAAUGGUAAAGAAUAUAUAACGGUGUAUGAUAUUUUAAGAACAUUUAAUAAUUGGAAGAAAAUUAGUAAACAUAAAAAUAAUGACAAACCUAAAGGACUCUUUUCCUUCUUUAAAAAAGAACAUAACGAAGAAGACGAAUCAGUUGAUUGGUUUACAUUCAAAAAGAAAAUUGAUCUCAGUACAAUUCAAAUGUACGAAUCAAAAAAAUGA
This is a messenger RNA of Plasmodium falciparum 3D7, 945 nucleotides long. RefSeq lists its product as uncharacterized. The record is from RefSeq and is a predicted model, not a curated record. Lineage: Eukaryota; Apicomplexa; Aconoidasida; Haemosporida; Plasmodiidae.